AAAAAGAAAACCAGGAAGCAGUGGAAUAGGCAGACUCCUGGGAAAUUCAACGGAAUGUUGCCACGUAUUACACGAACACAGCAAAAAUGGACAGAGUGACAAGACUACAGCACUGAUUGCCAUUGAGCAAUGAGAUCUGGUGUCUGGCUGUACUCCAGCCUGCGGUAUUUAAAAACCCAGCUAGCAGCCCAGUCCUCAGUGUCUCUCCAGAGCGAAGAGCAGCAGUAGAAGAUGACAAGCCACUGGCAGCUCCUCUGUGUUCUCCUCUCCUCGGCUCUGCUCCCUGCGCUGUCAGCACCUGCAGGAGCUCUGCACGAUGCUGAUCCUGACAGCCCAGAGGUCCGUGACUCUGCUGCCUUUGCCCUGUACUCAUUCAACUACUUCAACAAGGACCCCUACCUCUACAAAAUAACCACGUUCGAGUCUGUGAAAGAGAAGGAUGUUGGUGGGGGAGAGUACAUAAUGGAUGUGCUGCUGCAAAAAACCCAGUGCAGGAAAAAAGAGGAUACUGACCCUCAGUCCUGCCUACUUAUGACAAACCCACAAGACACAAAGGCCCUCCUGUGUCAUUUUGUGGUCUUGAAUGCUCCCUGGAAGCAGGAGAGAGUGCUGAUUGAAAGUCAGUGCCACCCGAGACAACAGGGACAGUGAGGGGCUGGAGUUCACACUGGGACAGCAGAUUCCCAGGGUCUUAAAGAAAUUAAGAUUACUUUUACUCACCAAAGUAAAAAAAAAUAAAGAUUCUAAAGAAACCUGA
Lepisosteus oculatus (spotted gar) is the source of this 757-nucleotide messenger RNA. The record is from RefSeq and is a predicted model, not a curated record. Lineage: Eukaryota; Metazoa; Chordata; Actinopteri; Semionotiformes; Lepisosteidae.